CUGGCAUCCUUCGUCCCCGACAAGGUGUUCGACUGCCACGCCCAUCUGUGGCGCGGCGACGCCUACGCCGCCCCGCUGCCGCCCGGUUUUCCGGCCGACAUGAACAGCGACGACUACCUGCGCCUGACCGGCGAGGUGUUCCCGAACCGGACGCUGGGCGCCUGGUUCCUGCCGAAGCCAGUCGUCAAGCGCCGGGACCAGGCCCUGCGCGUCAGCGAGUGGGUGGGCGAAUCGCUGGCCGGCAAGCCCACCUGCCGGGGGGCGUUCCUGGUCAAGCCGGAGGACGACCCGGAGUGGGUGCGCGAGCAUGCCCGCAGGCUCGGCCUGCGCGGGCUGAAGUGCUAUCACACCUUCUCUCUGCGCAAGCCGACGCUGAACGCGGAGAUCCCGGAAUACCUGCCGGAGGCGGUGAUGCAGGUCGCGCACGAGGAGGGGUGGUACGUGACCCUGCACAUGGUCAAGGACCGGGCGGUCGCCGACCCCGGCAACCAGCACUGGAUCCGCACCUAUUGCGAGCGCUACCCGGACAUGAAGCUCAUCCUCGCGCACUCGGCGCGCGGCUUCCAGCCGUCACACAACUUCGAGGGGCUGCCGAAGCUGGCCGACCUGCCGAACCUGUACUUCGACUCCAGCGCCAACUGCGAGCCGAUGGCGCACGUGGCGAUCAUGCGCAUCUUCGGCCACGACCGGUUCAUGUUCGGCACCGACUUCGGCGCCGCCAGCCACAGCCACGGCCGCCACUGCUCGGUGGCCGACACCUUCUUCUGGGUCUACGACGACGCGCCGGUCUGGGAAGAGAGGCACACCACGAUCAAGCCGGUCUCCAUCGUCCUGGAGCACCUGCGCUCGGUGAAGUGGGCCUGCUGGGCGGAGCGGCUCACCGACCGGCAGAUCGAGGACGUGUUCUGGGGCAACGCCGCCCGCCUGUUCGAGCUCUGA
This is a messenger RNA of Geodia barretti, 939 nucleotides long. The record is from the annotation of a GenBank genome assembly. NCBI's taxonomy places the organism in Eukaryota, Metazoa, Porifera, Demospongiae, Tetractinellida, Geodiidae.